AGGUUCUGAAACUCCGCCCAACAGUGCAGGGGAUACUGAAAGAAAAGUGAAUUCUGUCAGCCAAGAUAAAGAUUGCGAUUUACAACGAACUGGAUCUAGACACCCAGAAACCACCAUCAGUUACAAGUUCCGGACAUUCUUCAUUAACACGAGGUGCAUCUAUGGACAUAGCUGCACAAAAAACAACCGAUCCUAUCUCCGCCCAGACUCAACCAGCAGCUACAACGCUCGAGGAAGAGAAUGUGUAUAAUGUUUGUGAAGACGUUAUUUCACCGAUUGGUCGAGUUUCCAAGAAGACCAAGGACAUAAUUGAGCGUCUUUCCCGAUCCUCUUCCACAGCUUCAAACGAUUCUAUACCAACCUACCUUCCGAGAUCAUCCGGGUCACUUGAAUCGAAGAAACCAUCGCCGGUUGCAACUUUUAAGUUUUCUGCUGACGAGCUUAGCAUAUCAGACGAUCCGCUAUCUGAAGGUGACGUCUAUCAAGAAGAUAUUUACGACAGUAUAGAAGACGAUAUCGUAGUAAACAACCAUGCCUUACGAGUCGAUGGAAUGAGGGAAGUCAGAUCUCACUCCAGUGCUGCAGAAAAGAAGAAAUCAUCUGGAAUUGGACUAAGAAGGAAAAACAAAGCCACUCGACCUGUUUCUGCUUUUAUAGAAAACAUGAAACGUCCAGUCAGUGAACUGCAGAGGCAAAGCUCGAGCGAAGAAGGAGAGAACGGUUCCUCUCGUCUUCCCCACAUGCGAGCAGCAUCCACAAGUGAUGGAAGACAGUCGGAUUUAUUGGACGCUCUCAUUGUUGAUGAGAACCAGCUGCGAAACACAAGUGGGCCUCAUCUGCACCAACUGUCUCCUUUGGCGUCAAAGAAAACAAAGAAAGGCUGGUUGUGGAAACAAGGCUGGCACGAGGGACGAGCACCUUUCCGCAAACGAUGGGUCGUUUUCAACGGUGACGAGCUGCUAUAUUAUGAGAGUGAAAACAAGACCGAGCUCAGCAAAGGAGUUAUACCUAUCGAAGUUAUCCUACGGAUCCAGGUUCCGCAAAGUGACCUCAAGUCCUUCCACAUCCUCACUAAGGGAGGAAGGAAGUACAUCUUCUACGCUGAAAGUUCGGAUGAAAGGGCUCUGUGGACUUCGACUGUAAUGGCGGCCAAGAUGCUCUAUGAGAAACAAUGCCAAGGCCAGCAGUUCAAGCCAGGAGGAAGUAUGUACAUGCCUUAUAAGGAAGGGUCGCUGAAAUUGGACGGCCACAGGACCUACUUGGCGACGAAAGGCGAUCAGUUCGCCUACUACAAGAGCACUAAUGAGUUUAAUUUCGGUCAGCCCGUCGCAAAGAUGACCAUGAAAUUAGCGACCGUCAAGGAUGUGGACAAGAAAAAGUUCCAACUGGUAUUUCCCUACCGCACGUUCACCUUCGCAGCCGAUAGCGAAGAAGAGAAGCGGUCUUGGGUGGAAGCGCUGAACGACGCGAUCGCUGAGGGACUUUCAGAUUACAAAGUGGUGAAUGAGGUGUGGGAGAAUGAAGCCAACAGAGUCUGUGCUGAUUGUGGAAGAGCAGACCCUGACUGGGCAUCCAUUAAUCUAGCUAUUGUGAUAUGUAAGCACUGUGCAGGGGUGCACCGAGACCUGGGGGUUCACAACAGCAAAGUGAGAUCUCUUAAAAUGGACGUAAGGAUUUGGACCGAACAAAUGAAAAUGUUAAUUCUAAGCUUGGGAAAUGCAUGGACAAAUCAGUUUUGGUCUUCUAACUUGAAAUCAAGUGAAGCUAUCACAGAUAUGGCUGACAAGAAACAACGUGCUUGGCAUAUUAACAGUAAAUACAUUGAGAUGCAAUACACGGAUACCCACCGCUUGUCUGGCAACCAAGAACAACUCAAUCAGGGACUGAUCAAUGCUGUUCGUAACAAUGACAUAAGAGAAGCAUACUGCCUUGUGUUCAGUGGUGCAGACCCAAACUGUGAUACCGGCAAACAACAUGCUAAAACACCUCACAGUCUUGCUAAGCACCUUGGUUAUGAUGUUAUGGCGGAAUUCCUUGGUCAGAAUGGUGCAACAUCUGAAGUAAGCCCUGAAGGUCAUAUUACCAACAGGGGAAUAAGCCUUCAAAAGAAGGAGUCUUUGCCGAAAAUGCGUGCCAAGCCACCAGUGACACUUCGCGAUCAUCUGUAUAAAUAUGGUGGUGACUUUAAAAGCACACAGGAAGAACAUAAACCUGCUCGUGGACUAACUUUAAUUAAAUCUGCUUUACAGCAAGGAGAGUUUCAGAAGCGAAUGUGUGUCCUUGAGAACAAUUGCUUUAAAUAUUAUGAUCCCGAUAAAACCAACAUUCUUAAAGAUGAAGUUGAAUGCUCUGACCUCAUCAGCAUAGGAAUAUGUCAACCUGAACAAGCAACUAAAGCUGGAUUUCAACAUUGCUUUGAAGUAAGUCGAAACACUGGAAGAACUUAUCUCUUUUGUGCUGAUCGUAAAGACACAGCCAGCAAGUGGACUCUUGGUUUAAUGCAAGCACUUGUGCCUCCCAUGGUACAGAAUGCCAUGAAACAAGAUUUUGAAUACGAUCGCGUUGGUAGAAUGAUGAUGAAAACUCAACAUUGGAACAAGAAAUCAUCUGAUUGGGCAUCAACAUGGUUUCGAUUAAGGGGAAAACAACUUUAUUAUUUUCACCAAGAUUCAAGAACAAUGGAGCUUAUAGACCUUAGAAAAAUUGCCCAAAUAAGUUUGGAUCUUUCGCAGGAGCGAACAAGUAUAAACAAUAAUGCGGCAAAUGUGAAGGAGUCAGUGCCCGUCUUCAUGCUGGUCUUUCGAGAAAAAUCAUAUUACUUUCAUUCUGAGACACGCCCUGACACGGAAUCAUGGUUUGCGGCGCUCAAGCGCGCAGAUGGUGACUGUGGACCUGAUCUUGAAAAUCAACAAGUGACUUCUGAAGGGGUGCCUAUCAUAUUAGAAAAGUGCAUGACUUACGUUGAGCAGUUCGGUUUAACAAUGAGAGGUAUAUACCGGUUGAACGGCACACACAGUAAAACUUCACAACUUCUUGGAGAGUUUCAACAAAAUGCCCGAGAUACCCAGAUGAGGGAAAGUGAACUCAAUGUACAUGAUGUCGCUAGUGCCCUCAAGCGGUGGUUUAAAUCACUUCCGGGUUCUCUUCUCACAUCCUCUCUACAUGAUGAAUGGAUUGACACCGCUGAGAUAAAGCAAGAGCACCAGGACCGCAAACUAGAAUGGUACAAACACCUCAUUGCUAAGUUACCUGACAUCAACAGAAGCACAUUGAAAGUUCUUCUUAAUCAUCUCAACAAUGUUGCAGGGCAUGAGAAGGAGAAUGAAAUGUCACGUCACAAUCUUGCCAUUGUGUUUGGUCCCACGCUAAUGGAACCUCAGGGUGGAAAAGACAAUGGAAACAAACAAAUGAUUGGACAAACCUCUCAGGAAAUCGGUUGCAUAGAAGACCUGCUUAUGUAUUAUGACUGGCUAUUUGAUGUAACUGAUGUGGACAGAGAGAAGGAGAGAUUACUGCUUGAAGCAAAGGAGAAAAUAAGUUUAGCAACUCAACAGCAAAGCAUGCUAACUACACUUGACUAUGAUAUGAUGGUUCCUAUCUACAUUAACACAAAAGAUGACAAGUGUGUUAACUACAAGGUGAACUUAACGGCAGGAACGUUGAUCCAUCAAAUUUGUGCCGCACAUAACUACCCAGAGGAAAAGUGGGGCCUCUAUGAGGUCAUAAUGGACGGUGACGCAGAACGACCGUUACACUUCAGUGAGCAUGUGCUGUCAGUCAUCAAAUCUUGGGAAAUGCCUUCCACUAAUUAUUUAGUGGCAAAGUUUGACUACUUGAGAGAAAAGAUACUUUGGUUGAAGCAGCCUCGUCCUGAGGGUCAUGACAUUAUAUUCGAGGGUGUUCUACGCUUUUAUGAAUCCAAAAAGAAAUGGUCUAAGUAUAAUUGCUCUCUUCGCCUCACUGAUGGUGCUCUGAGUCUGUGGUAUGGCAAGAACCAAGAUCUGACGUCAUCGGUCACGCCAAGCAAUUGGCGAAAGCGUUCGGUUAAGAGUCAGCCGAUCUACCGCCGUUCCAUCGCGAGUUUUGACAUGAAAGGUGCAGUAUGUGUGCAGUUGGCACUCUACAAUGUCUAUAUUGGAAUCGACAGAAAAAACAAACCACCGGCGAUUAAGAAUCAAAUCCUGGGCUUCACUCUUUCCUCCCGUGGAGAGCCAUCGAAGCAGUUUUGUGUCGACUCGGAACAUAACCUCUUCAAAUGGGUUGGCCACAUUUUAGUGCAUAAGCACCCGGAUGGUUUUACUCCACCUCUUACUCCAGUAGAAGACAAGCCAGUUAGUGAAACUAUCAUUCGACGUAACACUGAUACAAAUCCACGUCGAGGUCCAUUACUUUCCCAACAAGCCCUUGGCGAAGCUGUCAGUCAAGUGGCGCAACAGCGUAAAUCUUCCGGCGAUAGCGACGACACGAUGCGAGAGCCUCCUUACGAAUCUGCCCUUGAUAGCAACACGAUAGUGGAAGAAGCGCCAACUUUCCGCACCCGGCUAAACACCUACCAUAAUGACCUCCGUCUCUUCGGUGACCGAUGCGUCGCCAUGCUCAGCAGACAACUCAAAGCGAACUUGCCUUCUCCAAAGAAGGAAUCCUCCACAUCGUCAUUACAUUUCCUGCCACCUUCCAACAACACGCGAAUAGCGUCGCCGAUACACGGUUCGUCUGUGCCCAGCUCUCCGAAGACGACGUCAUCAUUUGAUAUCAGACAGGCACUCGGGCGCCGCCAGCGGAUGAAUUCGUCAUCUGUGACGUCGUCUCCCAAUCGAAAACCGGAUCGCACGUCGUCUCUACGUCAACGCCGUUAUAGCCAAUCGCCUCGACGUUCACCCUCUUUGUUACAGCUCAUAGCGCCAACAAGCGGAACGUUAAAACGAAGCCGCAUACAAUCGACCAAUGAUUGACGAGGCUCCAACAGAGGGUGCUUAGUGAUUUAAUGUGAAUUCUUUAUUCUUCUAUAAAGAUCAGCUGUUGAAACUUAACAUACGCUUUUCCACUGUGUGUAAUUCGUAUCUAAUCAAACUGAUGACGCAUAAUGAAACCAGUUUAUAUUUUUAUUCUCGUUUCGCAGUUUCAUUUUGCUUGUAAUGUUCGUUCCUUUUUACUGUGACUGAUUUUAUUCUUCCGCGUACCACGUCUACGGACAACGCAACCGAGACGUGAAUUGUGAUUUAGUUCUAUAUAAAACUACAGCUUACCCCCAAGUGCAAUAAUCAAAUACCCUAUUCCAAAUAUGACCCCUUGCUACCCGCAUAUGCGAAUUCAGGGCGAAAAUCUAAGACUUGAGUCGCCGCAUUACUCAUUUUAGUUGUUUAAAUAACUUGGUCCUUAUUGCUUCCGUGUGCUUUUAAAUAAAGUGAAGUUACAACAGAUA
Ciona intestinalis (vase tunicate) is the source of this 5422-nucleotide messenger RNA. RefSeq names its product centaurin, delta 2 (gene centd2). Gene Ontology annotation, molecular function: phosphatidylinositol-3,4,5-trisphosphate binding; GTPase activator activity; protein binding. The record is from RefSeq and is a predicted model, not a curated record. Gene Ontology annotation, cellular component: cytoplasm. Lineage: Eukaryota; Metazoa; Chordata; Ascidiacea; Phlebobranchia; Cionidae. Gene Ontology annotation, biological process: signal transduction; positive regulation of GTPase activity.